GCGGCGGCUGCAGGGGGCAAGCCGGGCGCAGGAGGGGGCGCGCUUUCUCCCUGCGGGUCUCAGUAAUGAGGAGACUGAGUUUGUGGUGGCUGCUGAGCAGGGUCUGUCUGCUGCUGCCGCCGCCCUGCGCACUGGUGCUAGCCGGGGUGCCCGGCUCCUCCUCGCACCCGCAGCCCUGCCAGAUCCUCAAGCGCAUUGGGCACGCGGUGAGGGUGGGCGCGGUGCACUUGCAGCCCUGGACCACGGCCCCCCGCGUGGCCAGCCGCCCUCGGGACGGCAGCCGGACAGGCGCCCAGCGGGAUGAGCCCUCGCCAGGGACUUGGCGGCCCCCGGCGCCCUCGCCAGGAGGACGCUGGUUGGGGAGCGCCCUGCAUGGCCGGGGGCCGCUGGGCGCCCGGAAGCCCGGGGAGGAUGCCGGGGCCGAGACCCUGUGGCCUCGGGAUGCCCUACUCUUCGCCGUGGACAACCUGAACCGCAUGGAAGGGCUACUGCCCUACAACCUGUCUUUGGAAGUAGUGAUGGCCAUCGAGGCGGGCCUAGGCGAUCUGCCGCUCUUGCCCUUCUCCUCCCCUAGCUCGCCGUGGAGUAGUGACCCUUUCUCCUUUCUGCAGAGCGUGUGCCACACCGUGGUGGUGCAAGGGGUAUCGGCGCUGCUUGCCUUCCCCCAGAGCCAGGGCGAGAUGAUGGAGCUCGACUUGGUCAGCUCCGUCCUGCACAUCCCAGUGAUCAGCAUCGUGCGCCACGAGUUUCCGCGGGAGAGUCAGAAUCCCCUUCACCUACAACUGAGUUUAGAAAAUUCAUUAAGUUCUGAUGCUGAUGUCACUGUCUCAAUCCUGACCAUGAACAACUGGUACAAUUUUAGCUUGUUGCUGUGCCAGGAAGACUGGAACAUCACUGACUUUCUCCUCCUUACCCAGAAUAAUUCCAAGUUCCACCUCGGGUCUAUCAUCAACAUCACCACCGACCUCUCCUCCACCGAGGACCUCUUGAGCUUCCUGCAGGUCCAGCUUGAGAGCAUUAAGAACAGUACACCCACAGUUGUGAUGUUUGGCUGCGACAUGGAAAGUAUCCGGCGAAUUUUCGAAAUUACCACCCAGUUUGGGCUAACGCCCCCUGAGCUUCACUGGGUGCUGGGGGAUUCCCAGAAUGUUGAGGAACUAAGGACAGAAGGUCUGCCCUUAGGGCUCAUUGCUCAUGGAAAAACAACACAGUCUGUCUUUGAAUACUAUGUACAAGAUGCCAUGGAACUGGUCGCAAGAGCUGUAGCUACAGCCACCAUGAUCCAGCCAGAACUUGCUCUCAUUCCCAGCACAAUGAACUGCAUGGAUGUGGAAGCUGCAAAUCUCACUUCAGGACAAUAUUUAUCAAGGUUUCUAGCCAACACCACAUUCAGAGGCCUCAGUGGUUCCAUCAGUGUAAAAGGUUCCUCCAUCAUCAGCUCAGAAAACAACUUUUUCAUCUGGAAUCUGCAACAUGACCCCCUGGGAAAGCCAAUGUGGACCCGCUUGGGCAGCUGGCAGGGGGGAAAGAUUGUCAUGGACUAUGGAAUAUGGCCAGAGCAGGCCCAGAGGCACAAAACCCACUUCCAACACCCAAGUAAGCUACACUUGAGAGUGGUUACCCUGAUCGAGCAUCCAUUUGUCUUCACCCGGAAGGUAGAUGAUGAAGGCCUGUGCCCUGCUGGCCAGCUCUGUCUAGACCCCAUGACUAAUGACUCUUCCAUAUUAGACAGCCUUUUUAGCAGCCUCCAUAGCAGUAAUGAUACAGUGCCCCUCAAAUUCAAGAAAUGCUGCUAUGGAUAUUGCAUUGAUCUGCUGGAAAAGCUAGCAGAAGACAUGAACUUUGACUUUGACCUCUAUAUUGUUGGGGAUGGCAAGUAUGGAGCCUGGAAAAAUGGGCACUGGACUGGGCUGGUGGGUGAUCUCCUGAGUGGGUCAGCCCACAUGGCAGUCACUUCCUUCAGCAUCAAUACUGCACGAAGCCAGGUGAUAGAUUUCACCAGUCCUUUCUUCUCCACCAGCUUGAGCAUCUUAGUGAGGACCCGAGACACAGCAGCUCCCAUUGGAGCCUUCAUGUGGCCACUUCACUGGACCAUGUGGCUGGGAAUUUUUGUGGCUCUGCACAUCACUGCCAUCUUCCUCACUUUAUAUGAAUGGAAGAGCCCCUUUGGUAUGACUCCCAAGGGGCGGAAUAGAAGUAAAGUCUUCUCCUUCUCUUCAGCCUUGAAUGUCUGUUAUGCCCUCUUGUUUGGUAGAACAGUAGCCAUCAAACCCCCAAAAUGCUGGACUGGAAGGUUUCUAAUGAACCUUUGGGCCAUUUUCUGUAUGUUUUGCCUUUCUACAUACACGGCGAACUUGGCAGCUGUUAUGGUAGGUGAGAAGAUCUACGAAGAGCUUUCUGGAAUACAUGACCCAAAGCUACAUCAUCCCUCCCAAGGCUUCCGCUUUGGAACUGUCCGGGAAAGCAGUGCUGAAGAUUAUGUGAGGCAAAGCUUCCCAGAGAUGCAUGAGUAUAUGAGAAGGUACAAUGUACCAGCCACCCCCGACGGAGUAGAGUAUCUGAAGAAUGAUCCAGAGAAACUAGAUGCCUUCAUCAUGGACAAAGCCCUUCUGGAUUAUGAAGUGUCAGUGGAUGCUGACUGCAAACUUCUAACUGUGGGGAAGCCAUUUGCCAUAGAAGGAUACGGCAUUGGUCUCCCACCCGGCUCUCCACUGACCUCCAAUAUCUCUGAGCUAAUUAGUCAAUACAAGUCACAUGGGUUUAUGGAUGUGCUGCAUGACAAGUGGUACAAGGUGGUUCCCUGUGGCAAAAGAAGUUUCGCUGUCACUGAGACUUUGCAGAUGGGCAUCCAACACUUCUCUGGACUCUUUGUGCUGCUGUGCAUCGGGUUUGGUCUGUCCAUCUUGACAAUCAUUGGUGAGCACAUCGUGUACAGGCUGCUGCUACCACGAAUCAGGAACAAAUCUAAGCUGCAGUACUGGCUCCACACCAGUCAGCGAUUGCAUCGAGCACUAAACACAUCAUUUGUGGAAGAAAGGCAGCAGCGUUUCAAGACUAAACGUGUGGAAAAGAGGUCCAACGUGGGACCCCGUCAGCUCACCGUGUGGAAUACUUCCAAUUUGAGCCAUGACGACCGACGAAAAUACAUCUUGAGUGAUGAGGGACGACAAAACCAGUUGGGCCUCCGGACCCGCCAGGACAUCCCUUUGCCUCCAAGGAGAAGAGAGCUCCCAGCCUCGCUGACCACCAAUGGGAGAGCAGACUCCCUGAACGGAGCUCGGAACUCAGUGAUGCAGGAGCUCUCGGAGCUCGAGAAGCAGAUUCAGGUGAUCCGCCAGGAGCUGCAGCUGGCGGUGAGCAGGAAAACGGAGCUAGAAGAGUACCAAAGGACAAAUCGGACUUGCGAGUCCUAG
Molecule: messenger RNA, 3413 nt
Organism: Equus quagga
Lineage: Eukaryota; Metazoa; Chordata; Mammalia; Perissodactyla; Equidae
Gene: GRIN3A
Product: glutamate ionotropic receptor NMDA type subunit 3A
Exons: 9
Coding region: 66-3413 (1115 amino acids)
Biological process (GO): modulation of chemical synaptic transmission; ionotropic glutamate receptor signaling pathway; synaptic transmission, glutamatergic
Cellular component (GO): plasma membrane; postsynaptic membrane
Molecular function (GO): NMDA glutamate receptor activity; transmitter-gated monoatomic ion channel activity involved in regulation of postsynaptic membrane potential
Source: RefSeq, a predicted model, not a curated record